Messenger RNA from Selaginella moellendorffii, 2267 nucleotides. Its product is annotated as zinc finger CCCH domain-containing protein 24. The record is from RefSeq and is a predicted model, not a curated record. Bases 1 to 1983 code for a protein of 660 amino acids. The transcript is spliced from 16 exons. Gene Ontology annotation, biological process: RNA processing. NCBI's taxonomy places the organism in Eukaryota, Viridiplantae, Streptophyta, Lycopodiopsida, Selaginellales, Selaginellaceae. Gene Ontology annotation, molecular function: RNA methyltransferase activity.
AUGGCAGCCGGAAUUUUAGAGCCUUCAGCUGAAAGGUUGUGCCGUAACUUUUGGAGCGGUUCUUCGCAUUUCAUGGCAGGGGAGAAGGAGUGCGUAGCGCUGGCGCUCGGCAAUGCUGCCGGUCUGGAGGAGGCGCCUGCCAGUGGCAAUGAUCCCACUGCCGCCGGUGAUGAUGAGGAGGAGGAGGUGAGGAAUGAUGGGGAUCAGGAAGGGCGGAGCAAGGGAUUGAGGAAGUGCGUCCAGAAUUUGCCGUGGUCUAUGGGCGGGGAUGCUUUUAAAAGGCUCCUGGAAGAGCAAGAUAUAAAAUUCGCCUCGGCCAAGAAGAGAAAGGGAAAGACUGUUGGCUUCGUGGAAUUCGAUGCUGCCGAGCACGCUGAGCACGCCAAAGUGAAACUAGAAGCGAUGACGGGUUCCAAAGGGAAGAAGCCAAAGGUGUCGGAUGCUCUUCCACGAAGCUGGGAGGCUGACGAAACUGGGAAUGGAGAUGCGAAAGAAGAAAAUGCCGAGCCGCCGAAAGAUGUGAGUGAGGUUGUCACUCCUUUGGCUUCUCAGUCGUAUGAGGAGCAACUACGAGAGAAGCGUGAUGGCGUCGCAACAGUGCUUAGAAAGUUCGUUCGCCACACACGCAAGUGCUGCGUGCAUGGUACUCCAGUUCCGGAAUGGCUCACUCCGGGAAAAGAAAAAGGGGGAAUGGCUUGUGACUUUGAAGGCAUUAUUGCUUCUCCUGUGGUUGAAGGCUACCGUAACAAGUGUGAAUUUAGCAUCGGAUCUUCUGCCGAUGGGGAAAGUGUUGUUGGAUUUCAAAUGGGGAUGUUCAGGAAAGGCAUUACCGCAAUUGGAAAUCCCAGGAACUGUCGUAACGUGUCGGACAUUGCAAAGUUUUAUGCUGGUGCACUGGAAAGUUUUAUACGCACAUCUGAGUUUCAAGUGUGGAACAAGGAAAAUAACUCUGGCUUUUGGCGGAUGUUGACGGUUCGAGAAGGUCGACAUCCUAGAACUUGUGAAGAAAAGGUUCCAACGGUUGCCGAAGUUAUGCUUGUAGUGCAGGUAUCUCCAUCAGGUAUUGCAAAUGACGCAAAGAUGAAAGAAUAUGAGCGUAUGGCCCGGGAACUUUCAAGCGCUGCUUUUAGUGCAUCACCACCUGUUACACUCACUGCUUUACUUGUCCAGGAACAUGUGGGAGUUUCGAACGCUGCUCCUGCCGAUGCUCCUUUAAUUUCCUUGGCGAUUCCGGGCACAGAAGUCUCUGUACAACAUAUUCACGAUUAUAUUGGCGAUCUGCAAUUUAGGAUUUCUCCGACAGCAUUCUUCCAGGUCAAUAGCUUUGCGGCUGAGAAGCUGUAUGCGCUCGCUGGGGAGUGGGCUGGUCUUGGCCCCAACACUUUGCUCUUUGAUAUAUGCUGCGGGACGGGGACUAUAGGACUGACGCUUGCACGCAAAGUUGGCAUGGUGGUGGGAAUAGAGAUAAAUGCAGACGCAGUCACAGAUGCCUUGACAAAUGCGAAGCUCAAUGACAUUUCAAACUGUAGAUUCGUGUGUGCUAAGGCCGAAGACGUAGUAAAUAAGCUACUCAAUGAAUACGAGGUCCUUCCCGAAGAAUCUUCGGAAGAUAAUGCUAUGGACACUGAUAAGAAACGCUUCUCCAAUGUAGUGGUGAUUGUGGAUCCUCCACGGAGUGGUUUGCACCCAACAGUUACAAAGGCCCUUCGAGUACAUUCACGGCUCAAGCGCCUUGUGUAUGUAUCAUGUAACCCCGACACGUUGAUCGCAAACUCGAUCGAGCUGUGUGCUCCCUCGAGCACGGCUGACAAGCAGAAAAACGGUCGAGGCAUGAACAUCAAAGGCAUGAGCAGCAUGGGCUAUGCUAGGCAGCGAAUGAAGAACAUGCCAAACUCGGAGCCAUUCAAGCCUGUGAAGGCCGUGGCCGUGGACCUGUUCCCUCACACCCAUCACUGUGAGAUGGUGAUGCUCCUCCAGAGGUAGCUUUGAUUAUUCCCUCAACUUCCAUUUCACGAUCGCAUGGGUAUAGCCCAACUUCAGAAAAGCAGCUCGAGUAGUGGACAGGGAUCACUUGUCUGCCAAGCAGCAUUCAUUCGCGAAAAUUUGCUGGAGGACGUGCCAAAUAUUCUUUUUGGCAAAGCAACCUGGGAAAAGAGAAGCUCCCACAAGCCGUAAGAAUCUGAACUACCGUUAGAACAAUGCGAAGAUUCUUGUCCAUGAGGAGGCAAUCUUAUCUAAGCUAUAAAAACAGUGCUGAGAUUUCUGUC